CAGCAGCAGCUCUGUAGAGUGUGAACCUGAACACAAACGGGGGUGUGGUUUAGAUCAAUAACCACCCUAGCUUUCAAUAAAAAUCAAAAUACUGCAAACCACAGACGGCGAAGAGGCGGUGCCCAUGAGGUCUGAAGCAGAGGGUCGGUUUUGUGGACAAUAGUCCUCUGAAGAGAAGGUUUUACCUGUUUUGUUUCAAUAAUGAAUAUGUGUGGAUUUUCCUGUCGAGACUUCCAGACGCAUACAGUUGGUCGAUGAUGAUGAUGAGGAGGAGGAGGAAGAGAAGUUCUUACUGAACUGCCGUUUUAUUGUACAAUAUGGGAUGUAUUACACAGAUGGUCAUUUCCAUGAGUGGUUAAGUGAGCGGAAUUUGGAAAAACUCGCACGAACAUCGUUGCCACGUGUAACUCCCUGCAGCGCGGUGUUUUAAGAGCUCCUGUGCCUGACUUACAUAAGGGCGCUUUGUGUGAACCAGCAGGCAAACUGAAAUUCGGCCGUUUAAUGCUGCAGGGCUGAGAACACAGAGGACACAGGAUCUCUAAGACUCUUUCCUUCAUGCUUACCUGGAUGAAAUGUAGCCUGAUGAAACAGAAUAAAAAUGACAAAACAUCAAUCUUGUCUGACUUGGACAUUCAAAGCAAUGCUGGCUCUGAAAGGCCAUUACCCCAAUAAUUAACAUCUGUCAGUCAUUCCUGGGGCUCAGUGUGAUUAAUUUAGCGCUAUUGUCAGAAAAGGAAUACUGUUUCUGACAAAUGAAUUGUUUGUCUUGUUGCCCUGAAAGCACUUGUGUGGCAUAAGAUGAACAAAUCUCUGCAAGACAGAAACAUGUUCACAGUACAAGCAGACGUUAUAUUUCAUGCCGCAAACCCAGACUCUCCAGAACAAUCUAUCCCUUUUGAAGGGAACAACAAUGCUCCAGCCAUGGAGAAAACAAGCAUCCCCAGUAUGGAAAUGCUGCAGGAACUCCAGGGUGCUUGGGAUAAUUUGGAAUCUGGAGGUCUGACUGACAGCAGGAGUUUGGGACACUAUGGUGCUGUAACAGGUGCAGAAUAUGCACAAGAUGCUGUCUCUAGUGACAGUGGAUUUCAGGAGCAUAUUCAGCCCCUGGACUCAACUAAAGCACAAAAUUUGGACAUAAGUGUGAUUGAAAUUUCAGAUCAAGGGAAUAUUAAGGAAAAAAACAAUGUAGCAAAGGUAGCUUGCAGUCUGGGACGCUUCAGACCGGAGAACAAGGAAGAAAUAAACAAAUCCUCCAAUGUCCUCAGAGAAGGUGAGGUUGUUCGGAGUCAGUUUGAUAUUAAAAAUGUCUCCAUGUCAGAGGACAGAAAUAAUUCCUAUUCAGGCUCCCAGGAAAAGACAUCAUUUGAGGAAAUGCUGGGUUGCUUUAUAAGUUCCUCUGAAGGUGCCGAUCAGACACUCUACAGAACAUUGCUUGGACAGACUGGGCUGGAAUCAAGCCAAGGGCUAAAGCACAAUGGAUCUGCUGUAAGAGAGGCUCUCUUAAAGAAAAAAGAGCCAGAUUUAAUCAUAGAAGUGGGUGGACAGAAAAUACAAGCACACAAGUCAGUAUUAGCGGAGAAAAGUGAUUAUUUUAAAGCCAGGCUUUCUCGAGACACUCUAAAGGUAAAAGGAAUGAGUUACAAGACCUUAUCAGUGCUUGUAGACUAUGUUUACUCUUCUCAGAUGAAUGUAACUAAAGACAAUGUUGUGGAUAUCAUCACAGGGGCAAAGAUUCUGCAAAUGCCCUGUGCUGUACAGGCUGCUAUUGAUACCAUUUCCACACAGGUCACUCCAGAAAACUGCUACGAAAUUCUUAUGAUUGCCAAAAAACAGCGAUUUAAUGAACUUAAAGAAACAGCUUAUCGAUUCAUGAGUGACAACUUUCUCCAGGUUCUGAGAGACCCGGCAGUUUACGGGCAUCUCACUGGCUUAGAGAGAGAUCUCAUUCUGCGCAAACGGAUGGAGAGCAACAAGAGUCUGAUGGUGGCUGAAAUUAACGAUGUUUUUGAGCGAGUUGGAAGUCGACCGCCUAGCAGAAACAGUAGCCGUCCCCAGAGCCCCCUCUCCAUCACAUCCUUUGAGGACAAUCACAUGAUCUAUUAUUACAACAAGAGCAGUAUGGACUGGCACACCCUGACCGUCAUGCCUGACGACAUCAACACCAAGAGCUGUGGUAUCUGUACAAUGUACAACUACUUGUUUGUGGCUGGUGGGAUCAGGGGAACUGGGGAGAAAAGCAAAGUCUCAGACAAAGUGUUCUGCUACAAUCCCAUCACGGAUCGCUGGAGUGAGGUCCGACCCAUGAAUCAAGCAAGAUCACAACUUAAACUCAUCUCCAUGGAAGGAUACCUUUAUGCCAUUGGUGGUGAAUGUCUGUUUACGGUUGAGAAGUACGAUCCUCGCAUGGACCGCUGGACUGCAGUGGCUCCUCUGCCUAAAGGUGCGUUUGCAGUGGCUCAUGAAGCCACCACCUGUAACGGAGAACUGUACGUCUCGGGUGGGUCUUUGUUUUAUCGGCUGCUGAAAUAUGACCCCAAGAGAGAUGAAUGGCAGGAGUGUCCUUACAACAACAGUAGGAAAAAAUCCACAGACAUGGUGGCUCUUAAGAGCUUUAUUUACCGAUUCGAUGUUAAUCGUGAACAGGGAAUCAGAGUCUUUAAAUACAACACCAUUGUAAAGAUGUGGCAUGAUUGUGCCUCCCAACUGCAAGGCUGCAGCCUACCGUUUCGAUGCGCUGUCAUGGAUAACUGCAUUUACUGUGUGAAUAAAUCUCAGACACUUCAGUUCAUCGUGGAUGAGGAUGGAGGUCGAUUCAAAGAAGACUCUCUUAAAGCACCUGUGGAGGCUAAAGGGAUCUUAUUCCCCUUCAUUCUCAGCUUGCCUGAGAGAGGUGGAAAAAUUGUAUGAGUUGGAUAUCUUAUCCAUUGGAUGACUCUUCAGAGUCACUCCAGACCUGGAGAAAGAGAAUGCCUGAUCAAUAUUUAUAGAUUUAAGCUUUCCCAAAAGGUUCAAGGCACCUGCUCAUAGCUCUUGAAACUGGAAUGUGUUUUCUUUGCAUGAUAAGAAAAAAUAUUUUAUGUGGUGCACCUAAAUACCAGAAGUUUACAUACACUGAGGUCAUUUUUAAUCACUUCACAGAUUUCAUUUUAGCGAACUAUAGUUUUGCAAUUCGUUUAGGACAUCUAAUUUGUGCAUGACAUGAGUCAUUUUUGCAACAAAUUUUUACAAACAGAUUGUUUCACUUUUAAUUGACUAUAUCACAAUUCCAGUGGGUCAGAAGUUUACAUACACUAAGUUCACUAAGUAAAAAUUCCAGAAAACAAUGUCAUGCCUUUAGGCAAUUAGCUUCUGAUAGGCUAAUUGGAGUCAAUUGGAGGUGUACAUGUGGAUGUACUUUAAGGCCUACCUUCAAACUCAGUGCCUCUUUGCUUGACAUCAUGGGAAAAAUCUAAAGAAAUUAGCCAAGACCUCAAAAAAAACAUUGUGGACCUCCACAAGUCUGGAUCAUCCUUGGGAGCAGUUUCCAAAUGCUUGAAGGUACCAUGUUCAUCUGUACAAACAAUAGUAAGCAAGUAUAAACACCAUGGAACCACGCAGCCAUCAUAUCGUUCAGGAAGGAGAUGCAUUCUGUCUCCUAGAUUUGAACAUAGUUUGUGCGAAAUGUGCAAAUCAAUCCCAGAACAACGGUAAAGGGACAAUGUGAGGAUGCUGAAGGAAACGGGUAGACAAGCAUCUAAAUCCAACAGUAAAACAAGUCCUAUAUCGACAUAACCUGAAAGGCUGCUCAACAAGGAAGAAGCCACUGCUCCAAAAACUACAAUAAAAAAGCCUGACUACAUUUUGCAAGUGCACAUAAGCACAAAGAUCUUGCUUUCUGAAGAAAUCUCCUCUGGUCUGAUGAAACAAAUAUUGAACUGUUUGACCAUAAUGACCAUCGUUAUGUUUGGAGGAAAAAGGGUGAGGCUUGCAAGCCGAAGAACACCAUCCGAACUGUGAAGCAUGAGGGUGGCAGCAUCAUGUUGUGGGGGUGCUUUGCUGCAGGAGGGACUGGUGCACUUCACAAAAUAGAUGGCAUCAUGAGUAAGGAAAUGUAUGUGGAUAUAUUGAAGCAACAUCUCAAGACAUCAGGCAGGAGGUUAAAGCUUGGUCACAAAUGGGUCUUCCAAAUGGACAAUGAUCCCAAGCAUUUGCACAGUCUCUUGAUUUGUUUUUGGCACUAUUGUAUCCGAUAGUAAUUUGGGUUGAACUUUGCUGCUUGCAUUAGCAAAAAAGAAUAAAUGGCAAUUAGAAAAAUGAUGGCAAUGAAGAGCACAAAUGAACAACUGAAGCACAUUAUGUAAUAAUGUGACCCCUGAUUCCUAGCAACAGAUUCUAUGCAAAAGUAAAUAAUACAUGUUUUAACCACAUAGAAAUGCCUACAAAAAUAGGAACAUUUAAUAAAAUUCUAGAGCAGGGGCCAAUAACCAAAUGCCCUCAAGCAGCUGAAGCCAAAACUUAAGCUAUUGUUAGGGUAACAUUAGGUAAACAUUAAGAGCACAAAGCACAUGACUUUAGUAACGGCUGCUGUCUCAGUUUCUGUAUGUGAGAGAAAUUUUGUGAAGAUUGAAGUCGUUCAUCACUAGUACACUGCACACUCAUUAGUUUAACUAGGAGGCCCUAUGGGAUAAGAUUUUAAUAACCCUUUAAUUAAGGAAAGAAAAAAAAGAUGGUCUGAUCCUUUGAAUUUUACACUGAAUCAUUGCCAAAGACAACAUUUUAGACUUGGCGGACACAUUCUCACAAUAAAUUACAUUCUCACAAGCAAUACAUAAUUUGAAGGCAAUAUGUAUCAAUCAUAAUACUGUUAAAGCUGCAAUUAAUGAAGACUAUACAUGUACAUACUAUACAGUAAGUGGAAAAAAAGCAUCCCUGAGAAACUCACUGCUCUCUUGGUCAAGAUACUUUUUUAUUAAUUUAGGAUGACCAUCACUGUCAAGAAAACAUUCAAGAAAAACAUGUAUCACAUUCAUACAUAUUGUGUCCAUAGCAUGUAAUAAGGCAUCAUAAUAUUAUUGCAGCUUUAUAACUUGGAUGUGGUGUGUUGUGUUAACCUGUGAUUUUUGGGAUUUGGGAGUAUUUUACUGAAAUAUUCAGUGUACUUUUCCAUUUCCCCCAAACAUUUCUGAAUUAACAGGGGUGGAUUCUAUCAAACUUUCAUUUGGUGUAAUUCUGUUGAUUGGAUUUCAAUAUGAGCAUGAAUAUUGGUAUUAUAAUGGAUAUGAACAUGAAUGCUUUACUGGCUUGAUCUCCUUGAAUUGCCCAGCUGUGCUUAAUUCACUUCAAAAAGUGCAGAAAAACACAACAUCAUCUAUGAUGUCACAGAUGAAUCACCCAUACAUUUCCUGUCAUUUUGGAAUGGUUCCCUUUCUGUACAGCAGGGCUCUUCAAUUACUUUCUUGCAUGGGUUAGGGGAUAAAAUGUCUAUUCUUCCAUUUUCUCUAUAAAGUAUCAUCUUAAUCAGUGAAGAAAAAAUGUGUCUUGCAAAUAUUGUGAAUUUGCACACAAUAGCCAGUGUAGGAGCCAGAUUUCUGUAUAGAUAAUCAUUGGUAAAAGAACAAACUGUAUUGAUAAACAUCUAUGAUGUCACAGAUGAAUUACCCAUACAUUUUUCUGUCAUUUUGGAAUGGUUCCCUUUCUCUUUACUACAUCAUCUAAAUGGGAACCUCUUUUGUCCACUAUUUUGCACCCAUAAAGGUGAAGUUUUUUUUUUUUUUUAACCAUACCUGAUUGCCUCUACAAAGAUGAUUCCGUUUAUCAGACUUUCACAUGAGAUUGGGAUUCUGUUGGCUAGGCAACUAAAGUGUCUGCUAUG
This is a messenger RNA of Xyrauchen texanus (razorback sucker), 5851 nucleotides long. RefSeq names its product kelch repeat and BTB domain-containing protein 11-like. Bases 799 to 2907 code for a protein of 702 amino acids. The record is from RefSeq and is a predicted model, not a curated record. Gene Ontology annotation, molecular function: protein binding. The transcript is spliced from 2 exons. NCBI's taxonomy places the organism in Eukaryota, Metazoa, Chordata, Actinopteri, Cypriniformes, Catostomidae.